UGCGUAAGGUUAAGAUAUAAUGUGGUGACAGUGAAAAGGCAAAGGGAGAAAGAAAGAGAAGCAAAAAUCAAAGGCAAAGAACGAAGAAGGAAGGAAGAAAGAAACGAAAGAGAAUCGAGAGAGCUUCCCUUCCUUCUGUGUUAUUUUGAAGUUUAGGUCUGGAUUUUCCUUCAACAAUCUUAACUUCCAUGACUUCCCUUGUGGGUUUCUUGCCUAUGAAUCGCUUCGAUAUCGUCCAGAUUUAUCGUCAAUACUGUGGUUGUCUGAGGAAUAGUACUUUUUGCGUCUCUCAGAGGACAUCCGAAAAAAUUGGAACGAUACAUAGAAGAUUUGUGUGGCCCUUGUACAAGGAUGGUGCAGAAAUCGAAUAUUCGAUCUCAAAAUGGCUUUUGUCAUGGGAAUGAAGAAUCUGGACAAGUUGAAACACAAAUGGCUAAAAGUCCAAAGCAGGCACUUGCAGAGCUCUUAAUAUAUGUGCAAUCAUCACUGCAGAUGGGGAACUCAAUUGUUUAUGAACUAUCGAAGCUGAUGUCAUAUCUAAACUUUAUGGUAGACUUUUCAGAAUUUUCACGCUUCUACGAGUUUGUCUUUUUUGUUUGUCGGGAGAAUGGUCAAAAAAAUAUCACUGUUAGUAUGGCAGUUAGAGCAUGGAGAUUAGUUUUGAAUGGAAGAUUUCGGUUACUUAAUCAAUGGUGUGACUUUGUUGAGAAUAAUCAGCGACACAAUAUUUCUGAGGAUACUUGGCAGCAAGUCUUGGCUUUCAGCCGCUGUGUACAUGAAAAUCUGGAAGGGUAUGAUCCCGAAGGUGCUUGGCCUGUUCUAAUUGAUGACUUCGUCGAGCACAUGUACAGGCAGUCAGGAUCUAAUAAAGUCUCAAAGUUUUGUUGUAAUUGUGGAGACUCAGAAUCACAGUCGGGUGUAUUUGAAGAUUCUCUUUCUGGAUUAAAGUUUUUCCCUGGUUUGAAGAGGAAAUUACCUGAGGACAUGCAAAUGGACGGCAUCAUGUCUCCGAGUGAUCCUAGAACCGGCUCCAUGGAGUUAAGUCCUGUUUUGAGCGUCAAGAAAAGUAGAUUUAUGGCUUGCAGGCCAGUGAACUUGGAGAUAAACUUACCAUCAUGUACUGCAGAUGAGAACACAGAGAUGGUUCGACAUAAUAGUGCAGUAGGUUCCAAAUCUCCUUGUGCUGUUGAAGGUUGUCUGUCAAAAGGUUUUGCUGGGCUUUUCUCGACACGUUUGUUCUUAGGAUUGGACCAAGAAAGGAAAGCGUCAUUCACGUGAGCACGAGCGACUUAUCCCUUAUGAUAUUUACAGGUUGUAAGAUCUACAAUGUCCUUUUUUUUUGUUGUGGUACAGCAUUUUUAAUCAGACGAGUCGAUGAUUUGGCAGCAAACUAGAACAAAGGAUUGAUUAAUGUUUCUAAUGAGGGAAGAGAAAAUUAAUGAUUUGGCUUUACGUUGUAAUUAGUCUGUUUCAAUUCAAAGAACGAAUAAGAAUCUACAUAGUUUGUUUUAUUCUAUACUCUUAUCAAUCCAUUUGGCUUUAAUGAUAUGAUUCAA
Molecule: messenger RNA, 1556 nt
Organism: Benincasa hispida (wax gourd)
Lineage: Eukaryota; Viridiplantae; Streptophyta; Magnoliopsida; Cucurbitales; Cucurbitaceae
Gene: AAR3
Product: defective in cullin neddylation protein (DUF298)
Biological process (GO): protein neddylation
Cellular component (GO): ubiquitin ligase complex
Molecular function (GO): ubiquitin-like protein binding; cullin family protein binding; ubiquitin conjugating enzyme binding
Source: RefSeq, a predicted model, not a curated record